Molecule: messenger RNA, 973 nt
Organism: Bolinopsis microptera
Lineage: Eukaryota; Metazoa; Ctenophora; Tentaculata; Lobata; Bolinopsidae
Exons: 1
Coding region: 45-785 (246 amino acids)
Biological process (GO): GDP-mannose biosynthetic process; protein N-linked glycosylation; mannose metabolic process
Cellular component (GO): cytosol
Molecular function (GO): phosphomannomutase activity
Source: RefSeq, a predicted model, not a curated record
UAUUUUUCACCUAACAUAAACUUCUUAAAGCUAUCGUACACAUCAUGUCACGGAGGGUCUUGUUCUUGUUCGAUGUUGACGGUACUCUCACAGCUCCCAGAGCUGUCAUCACGAACAAGAUGCUGGAUUUCAUGACAGAUCUGAGUAAGAGAACUACUGUUGGUAUUGUCGGGGGAUCCGAUGAGGCUAAAAUAGUUGAGCAACUUGAUGGACACAUUGAGCUUGCAACUUAUCUCUUUUCGGAAAAUGGGCUUGUGGCAAAAAAGGGCGAAAAAUUGAUUGGAAAAACAAGUAUAAUAGAUAAGAUAGGCAAUGAUAAACUCCAAGAUUUUAUAAACUUUUGCCUGUCCUACAUGUCAAAAUUGAAACUUCCUUGCAAACGUGGUACCUUCAUCGAGUUCAGGAAUGGUAUGAUAAAUAUUUGCCCUGUUGGCAGAGCCUGCUCAGUGGAAGAACGCAAAGAAUUCUUCGAAUACGACCAUGUCCACAAGCUGAGAGAACAAUUUGUUACAGCUUUAAAAAACCAGUUUCCUGAUCUAGAAAUGAAGUACAGUAUUGGAGGUCAAAUCAGUUUCGAUUGUUUUCCUAUAGGCUGGGACAAAACUUACUGCCUUCAGUACAUCGAAAAAGAAUUUGAUGACAUAUAUUUUUAUGGUGACAAAACUUAUGAAAGUGGCAAUGACUAUGAGAUAUUCAUUGAUUCUAGAGUGCAAGGAAGGACAGUUACAGGACCUGAUAAUACCUUAGAACAAGUCACAGCUGAUCUUACAAGACUUGGUCUUUAGUUCGUUUAAUUUUGGAAUUAUUUGUCACGUUUAAGAUUUUGAUGUUUGGAUAAAAUUGUCUUUUAAUAUCACUUUUCGAGUGGUUAUGUUUAUAUUAAAAUUGUGUUCUUUUAUGGGAAUCAGAUGUAAGAAGUAUUUAAUUUUAAAUUGUACAUUUUGCUUAUGUAUUUCGGUUCAUACCAACUGUG